Penicillium macrosclerotiorum is the source of this 522-nucleotide messenger RNA. RefSeq names its product MARVEL domain-containing protein. The coding region runs from base 1 to 522 and encodes 173 amino acids. Gene Ontology annotation, cellular component: membrane. NCBI's taxonomy places the organism in Eukaryota, Fungi, Ascomycota, Eurotiomycetes, Eurotiales, Aspergillaceae. The record is from RefSeq and is a predicted model, not a curated record. The transcript has 4 exons.
AUGGCAAAUUAUUGGAGUCAUCCUCUAGGUGUCCUCACCUUGGUUGCCCACGUUCUCCAAUGCAUCAGUGCAAUCGUUGUCCUUGGCAUCACAGCAUGGGCAGUCAGAGAGACCAAAACCGUCACAGUCAUUUUUUCCCUGGUGGUUGCAACGUUGACGUUGGUUGCUUUUGCUGUGUCCACCGGAAUUAGCUGCAUCGGGAGACGUCGUCGAUGGCAGAUUUUGCCUAUAUACUUCACUGACAUGGCACUUUCCUACCUAUGGCUCACGGCAUUCAUUUUCCUGGCGCUUGACUUCAACCGAUUCAGCUGCCGAGUAAACCGAUGGAAUGGCGAGAUUGUCUGCAGCAGGCAAUAUGCAGCGGAGGCUUUCAGCUUCAUUGCAUUCUUUGUCACCCUGGGAUCUGUCCUCUUCCAGUUCUUCUACGCCUACACCGGCCAGGAUUUCAUUACACGUCCGACUGAAGACAGCAGAGCGGAGGAGCAGCUAUCUCAAAACCUUGAAGUGGCUGGUGUGCUUUAG